Molecule: messenger RNA, 8964 nt
Organism: Piliocolobus tephrosceles (Ugandan red Colobus)
Lineage: Eukaryota; Metazoa; Chordata; Mammalia; Primates; Cercopithecidae
Gene: BAZ2B
Product: bromodomain adjacent to zinc finger domain 2B
Exons: 43
Coding region: 966-7664 (2232 amino acids)
Cellular component (GO): chromatin
Molecular function (GO): DNA binding; protein binding
Source: RefSeq, a predicted model, not a curated record
GGCUUCUCGCGAGAGUGGCGGAGCUGCGGGGACCGAGAGCUGCGGGCGGGCUGGAGGUACCCCACCGCGGGGUGGUGCUCUGACUGCGGGAACCGUUGAAGAGGUGCCCCCGGGGAGUCAGCGAGGCGCCACUGGUCCCUUAGACAUCUUCUCAAGAUUAUGCUAAGAGAAAUGACUGCACCCUCUUCCUGAGCUAUGGCAGUCAGACCUGGCAGUGGUAACUACUCUACAGAACUCCCAAACCUGGCAAGGAUGGUGCAGAUUGUGGCAGAUUAUGGCUUUGUCUCCACCCAGCACUGAUGAUAUUAUGAACAGACCUAUACUACAAGAAAUGAUAAUGGAAGUUCUUCAAGUGAACAGGAAAUGAUAUUAAGAGAAAACUUGGAUCUUCAGGAGCAAAUGAAGAACAUCAGAAAUGUAGAAACAGCUGCUGAGAAGAGAUGACUAAAAGCUGAAAAGUGAAGAAUUAACACUGGUUUAUUGGCAGAAGCAGAAGCUUCAGGACUCCUGAAUUGAGGGAAUGAUCUCAAUUCCAAGGAUUAUCUCUCAGUGAGAACAAGCAACUUUCAUUGUUAGAGAGAGGAGAGAGAGAGAAGCCUUGUUGGUUGACGUCACUUGGUUCAUGAAGCCUUCGCCUAGAAGUGAAGCUGCUGAACAAACCUUGAGAAGAAUCAUCUCCUGCUUCAAUCUGCUGCUGGAUAGGAACUAAUCAGAGAGAGAGAGGCGGAAGACGGAGAAGGAGGGAGUCGAGGGCUUUCCCGAUCACAAAUCUCACCUCCACUACAACUCUCUUUAUACUUUUCUUGCAGAAAUAAUAAUAGAAAUAAGGAGGUGGUGGGGUUUCCAAAAAUCUUAACCUUCAACCAUCUGGGGAAAAGGCAAAAAUCCCAUCUACCGCAACUCUCAGUUCGAAAGUAAAGGUUUUCCAACAGUGAUGUCACAAGAUUGACCACAUUGAUCACAAUAUGGAGUCUGGAGAACGGUUACCAUCCUCAGCAGCCUCCUCUACUACACCAACUUCAUCUUCGACACCUUCUGUGGCUUCAGUAGUUUCAAAAGGUGGCCUUUCCACUGGAGUUGCUUCACUUAGCUCUACAAUCAACCCAUGUGGACAUUUAUUCAGAACAGCUGGGGAUCAACCGUUUAACCUGUCCACAGUGUCGAGUGCCUUCCCAAUGGUCAGCCACCCAGUCUUUGGUCUACAUUCAGCCAGCUCAGGGCAUUCAGAAUUUGGUGGUUUGGGGACACUUGGUACACCCACAGCCUUAGCCGCACAUCCCCAACUAGCAUCUUUUCCAGGUGCAGAAUGGUGGCGAACAACCGAUGCUCAUACACGUACAGGAGCAACCUUCUUUCCACCAUUACUGGGAAUUCCACCACUAUUUGCUCCCCCAGCCCAGAAUCAUGAUUCUUCUUCAUUCCAUUCAAGGACUUCAGGAAAAAGUAAUCGAAAUGGUCCUGAAAAAGGAGUAAAUGGGUCAAUAAAUGGAAAUAAUACAUCAUCUGUAAUUGGUAUCAACACAUCUGUACUAUCCACUACUGCUUCAAGUUCCAUGGGACAAACUAAAAGUACAAGCUCAGGUGGAGGAAAUCGAAAAUGUAAUCAGGAACAAAGCAAAAACCAGCCUUUGGAUGCUAGAGUUGACAAAAUCAAGGAUAAGAAACCAAGGAAGAAAGCAAUGGAAAGUUCCAGCAACAGUGAUAGUGAUUCAGGCACAUCAUCAGACACCUCAAGUGAAGGCAUUAGUAGUAGUGAUUCAGAUGAUCUAGAAGAUGAAGAGGAAGAAGAUCAAAGUAUUGAAGAAAGUGAAGAUGAUGAUUCUGAUUCAGAGAGUGAAGCACAACAUAAAAGUAACAACCAGGUGCUAUUACAUGGUAUUUCAGACCCAAAAGCAGAUGGACAGAAAACAACUGAAAAAGCCCAGGAAAAAAGAAUACACCAGCCAUUACCUCUUGUGUCUGAAUCCCAGACUCACUCAUCAUUCCAAUCCCAGCAGAAGCAGCCUCAGGUUUUGUCACAGCAGCUUCCAUUUAUUUUCCAAAGCUCUCAGGCAAAGGAGGAAUCUGUGAACAAACACACCAGUGUGAUACAGUCUACGGGAUUGGUGUCCAAUGUGAAACCUUUAUCUUUGGUAAAUCAAGCCAAAAAGGAAACUUACAUGAAACUCAUAGUUCCUUCUCCUGAUGUUCUUAAAGCAGGGAAUAAAAAUACCUCUGAAGAAUCUAGUUCAUUGACCAGUGAAUUGAGAUCCAAACGGGAACAAUAUAAACAGGCAUUCCCAUCACAGUUAAAGAAACAAGAGUCAUCUAAGAGCCUGAAGAAGGUUAUUGCAGCUUUGUCAAAUUCAAAAGCAACCUCUAGUUCACCAGCACAUCCAAAACAAACAUUAGAAAACAACCACCCAAAUCCAUUCUUGACAAAUGCACUUUUAGGUAAUCACCAACCAAAUGGAGUUAUUCAAAGUGUCAUUCAAGAAGCUCCUCUAGCACUUACUACCAAAACUAAAAUGCAGAGCAAGAUUAAUGAAAACGUUGCUGCUGCAAGUAGCACCCCUUUUUCCUCACCUGUAAAUUUGAGUACAAGUGGGAGAAGAACCCCUGGCAAUCAGACACCUAUAAUGCCCUCUGCCUCUCCCAUCCUGCAUAGUCAAGGGAAGGAAAAAACAGUUAGCAAUAAUGUAAACCCGGUAAAAACACAGCAUCACUCCCAUCCUGCAAAACCUUUAGUGGAACAAUUCAGAGGAACAGAUUCAGACAUUCCCAGUAGUAAAGAUUCUGAAGAUUCAAAUGAGGAUGAAGAGGAAGAUGAUGAGGAAGAAGAUGAAGAAGAUGAUGAAGAUGAUGAAUCUGAUGACAGCCAAUCAGAAUCAGAUAGUAAUUCAGAAUCAGAUACAGAAGGAUCAGAAGAAGAAGAUGAUGAUGAUAAAGACCAAGAUGAAUCAGAUAGUGAUACUGAAGGAGAGAAAACUUCAAUGAAACUGAAUAAAACAACUUCCUCUGUCAAAAGCCCUUCCAUGAGUCUCACAGCUCACUCAACACCUCGUAACCUCCACAUAGCAAAAGCCCCAGGCUCUGCUCCUGCUGCCUUAUGUUCUGAAUCCCAGUCACCUGCUUUUCUUGGUACAUCUUCUUCCACACUUACUUCAAGCCCACACUCUGGCACUUCCAAAAGAAGAAGAGUAACAGAUGAACGUGAACUGCGUAUUCCAUUGGAAUAUGGCUGGCAGAGAGAGACAAGAAUAAGAAACUUUGGAGGGCGCCUUCAAGGAGAAGUAGCAUAUUAUGCUCCAUGUGGAAAGAAACUUAGGCAGUACCCUGAAGUAAUAAAGUAUCUCAGCAGAAAUGGAAUAAUGGAUAUCUCAAGGGACAAUUUCAGCUUCAGUGCAAAAAUAAGAGUGGGUGACUUCUAUGAAGCCAGAGAUGGACCGCAGGGAAUGCAGUGGUGUCUUUUGAAAGAAGAGGAUGUCAUUCCUCGUAUCAGGGCAAUGGAAGGCCGUAGAGGAAGACCACCAAAUCCAGACAGACAGCGAGCAAGAGAGGAAUCCAGGAUGAGACGUCGGAAGGGUCGACCUCCAAAUGUUGGCAAUGCUGAAUUCCUAGAUAACACAGAUGCAAAGUUGCUAAGAAAACUGCAAGCUCAAGAAAUAGCCAGGCAAGCAGCACAAAUAAAGCUUUUGAGAAAACUUCAAAAGCAGGAGCAGGCUCGAGUUGCUAAAGAAGCCAAAAAACAACAAGCAAUAAUGGCUGCUGAGGAGAAGCGAAAGCAAAAAGAACAGAUAAAGAUUAUGAAACAGCAGGAAAAAAUUAAGAGAAUACAGCAAAUCAGAAUGGAAAAAGAACUUCGAGCUCAGCAAAUUCUAGAGGCUAAAAAGAAAAAGAAGGAAGAAGCGGCAAAUGCCAAAUUAUUGGAGGCCGAGAAACGAAUAAAGGAAAAAGAAAUGAGAAGACAACAAGCUGUUCUUCUGAAACAUCAGGAGUUGGAGAGGCAUAGACUAGAUAUGGUAUGGGAACGAGAGCGAAGGCGACAACACAUGAUGCUUAUGAAAGCUAUGGAGGCUCGUAAAAAAGCAGAAGAAAAAGAACGGUUGAAGCAAGAAAAACGUGAUGAGAAAAGAUUAAAUAAAGAGCGUAAACUAGAGCAACGAAGAUUAGAAUUAGAAAUGGCAAAGGAACUAAAGAAGCCUAAUGAAGACAUGUGCUUAGCAGACCAAAAGCCUUUGCCAGAGUUGCCUCGUAUUCCAGGACUUGUUCUCUCUGGAAGUACAUUUUCAGACUGUCUCAUGGUGGUGCAGUUCUUACGAAACUUUGGUAAAGUUUUGGGCUUUGAUGUGAAUAUUGAUGUUCCAAACCUGAGUGUUCUUCAAGAGGGAUUGCUAAAUAUAGGGGACAGCAUGGGUGAAGUACAAGACUUGCUUGUGAGGCUCCUCUCAGCUGCUGUAUGUGAUCCAGGUCUAAUAACAGGAUACAAGGCUAAAACAGCUCUUGGAGAACAUUUGCUGAAUGUUGGUGUGAAUCGAGACAAUGUUUCCGAGAUUUUACAGAUAUUUAUGGAAGCCCACUGUGGACAAACUGAGCUUACUGAAAGUCUGAAGACCAAAGCUUUUCAGGCUCAUACUCCGGCACAGAAAGCUUCAGUCCUGGCUUUCCUGAUCAAUGAACUGGCAUGCAGCAAGAGUGUGGUCAGUGAAAUCGACAAGAACAUUGAUUAUAUGUCAAACUUGAGGAGAGAUAAAUGGGUGGUAGAAGGUAAACUCCGCAAGCUCAGAAUCAUUCAUGCUAAGAAAACAGGCAAAAGAGACACUUCAAGUGGCACUGAUCUUGGAGAAGAGCAGCAUCCCUUGGGCACACCCACUCCAGGACGCAAGCGAAGAAGGAAGGGAGGAGACAGUGAUUAUGACGAUGAUGAUGACGAUGACAGUGAUGACCAAGGUGAUGAAGAUGAUGAAGACGAGGAAGAUAAAGAAGACAAAAAAGGAAAAAAGACUGAUAUCUGUGAAGAUGAGGAUGAAGGUGACCAAGCAGCAAGUGUUGAAGAGCUGGAAAAACAGAUUGAAAAACUGAGUAAACAACAGAGUCAGUACAGAAGGAAGCUCUUUGAUGCCUCUCACUCAUUGCGUUCAGUGAUGUUCGGCCAGGAUCGUUACAGACGCCGGUACUGGAUUCUUCCCCAAUGUGGGGGGAUUUUUGUAGAAGGCAUGGAGAGUGGUGAAGGUGCCAAGGAACUUCACCAAAGUGGAGGGACCUUUAUGAGUAUAAACAACAGAGGACUAGAAGAAAUUGCAAAAGAAAGAGAAAAACUAAAAAAGGCAGAAAGUGUCCAGAUCAAAGAAGAAAUGUUUGAGACUUCUGGGGACAGUUUAAAUUGUUCAAAUACGGAUCACUGUGAACAAAAGGAAGAUCUUAAAGAAAAAGAUAACACAAAUCUGUUCCUUCAGAAACCUGGCUCUUUUUCCAAAUUAAGCAAGCUUUUAGAAGUAGCUAAGAUGCCUCCUGAGUCAGAGGUUAUAACCCCCAAACCAAAUGCUGGUGCAAAUGGGUGCACAUUGUCUUAUCAGAACAGUGGAAAACAUUCACUGGGCAGUGUUCAGUCAACAGCAACGCAAAGCAAUGUGGAAAAGGCAGACUCGAAUAAUCUGUUUAAUACUGGUUCAAGUGGUCCAGGGAAGUUCUACAGUCCUCUCCCCAGUGACCAGUUACUGAAAACGCUAACUGAAAAGAAUAGGCAAUGGUUUAGUCUUUUGCCACGAAUGCCUUGUGAUGAUACUUCACUUACUCAUGCCGAUAUGUCAACUGCUUCUUUGGUGACUCCUCAGUCUCAGCCACCAUCUAAGUCACCUUCACCUGCCCCAGCUCCUCUUGGAUCUUCUACUCAGAAUCCUGUUGGCUUAAAUCCAUUUGCUUUAUCACCUCUUCAGGUGAAAGGUGGAGUAUCUAUGAUGGGACUUCAGUUUUGUGGGUGGCCCACUGGUGUGCUUACUUCUAAUAUUCCAUUUGCAUCAUCUGUACCUGGUCUGGGAUCGGGGUUAGGGUUAUCAGAAGGAAACGGUAAUUCGCUCUUGACUUCCACUGUUGCUUCGAGUAAAAGUGAGUCUCCAGUACCACAGAAUGAAAAGGCCACUUCAGCUCAACCUGCAGCUGUUGAAGUAGCAAAACCAGUAGAUUUUCCUAGUCCAAAACCUAUUCCAGAAGAAAUGCAGUUUGGUUGGUGGAGAAUUAUUGACCCAGAGGACCUAAAAGCUUUGCUCAAAGUGCUACAUCUCAGAGGAAUAAGAGAAAAGGCAUUACAAAAACAAAUUCAGAAACAUUUGGAUUAUAUUACUCAAGCCUGCAUCAAGAAUAAGGAUGUUGCUAUUAUUGAACUGAAUGAAAAUGAAGAAAACCAAGUAACUCGAGAUAUUGUGGAGAACUGGUCAGUAGAAGAACAAGCAAUGGAAAUGGAUUUGAGUGUCCUUCAACAGGUAGAAGAUCUAGAAAGGAGAGUUGCAUCAGCAAGUUUGCAAGUGAAGGGUUGGAUGUGUCCAGAGCCUGCAUCAGAAAGGGAGGACUUGGUAUAUUUUGAACAUAAGUCAUUUACUAAAUUGUGCAAGGAGCAUGAUGGAGAAUUUACUGGCGAAGAAGAAAGCAGUGCACAUGCACUAGAACGGAAGAGUGACAACCCCCUAGAUAUAGCUGUAACCAGGCUGGCUGAUUUGGAGCGGAACAUUGAAAGAAGGUAUCUGAAGAGCCCCUUAAGUACCACCAUUCAGAUCAAACUGGAUAAUGUGGGCACAGUUACUGUCCCUGCUCCUGCACCAUCCAUUAGUGGUGAUGGUGACGGAAUUGAAGAGGAUAUUGCUCCAGGGCUCAGGGUAUGGAGAAGGGCAUUAUCAGAAGCUCGCAGUGCUGCACAGGUAGCUCUGUGCAUUCAGCAAUUACAGAAAUCAAUAGCAUGGGAAAAAUCAAUUAUGAAAGUUUACUGCCAAAUCUGUCGAAAGGGAGAUAAUGAAGAACUGCUUCUUCUUUGUGAUGGCUGUGACAAAGGCUGUCAUACCUACUGCCAUAGACCCAAGAUUACAACAAUCCCAGAUGGAGAUUGGUUUUGUCCAGCUUGCAUUGCUAAGGCAAGUGGUCAAACUCUAAAAAUCAAAAAACUUCAUGUCAAAGGAAAAAAGACUAAUGAGUCAAAGAAAGGCAAGAAGGUAACUUUAACAGGAGACACUGAAGAUGAAGACUCUGCAUCUACAAGUAGUUCACUAAAAAGAGGAAACAAAGACCUCAAGAAAAGAAAAAUGGAAGAAAACACUUCUAUUAACUUGUCAAAACAAGAAAGUUUUACUUCAGUUAAGAAACCAAAAAGAGAUGACUCCAAGGACCUAGCUCUUUGCAGUAUGAUUCUGACUGAAAUGGAAACUCAUGAGGAUGCAUGGCCUUUUCUACUCCCUGUAAACUUGAAACUUGUUCCUGGUUAUAAGAAAGUUAUUAAGAAGCCUAUGGAUUUUUCCACAAUUAGAGAGAAACUAAGUAGUGGACAGUAUCCAAACCUUGAAACCUUUGCUCUAGAUGUCAGGCUUGUUUUUGACAACUGUGAAACAUUUAAUGAAGAUGAUUCUGAUAUAGGCAGAGCUGGCCACAAUAUGAGGAAGUAUUUUGAAAAAAAAUGGACAGAUACUUUCAAAGUGAGCUGAAGUUAUAAUAAUCUCUUUAUUUUUUUCCUUUUAAACAAGGACAAAUGAGACCAGCAAUGUGAACUGUAUUUACAUAAAUGUGCAAGGCACAUACAUAAUGACUUUCUUUUUCCUUAAGAUAAGUAUAAAAAAAAGAAGUAUCAGAAGAAUGAUACCAUUUUUAAAGGCUUCACUCCUACAACAACCAAGGCCCUCGGUUAUUGGUUUGUGUGAUUUAUCAGCUAAUUUAGGUAGAACAGGGAAGCACACCCAAAGAAUUUUCAAAGGAAGGGGUGUUAUAGUGCAAUAGCAAUUAAAAUAUAUCAAAUCGCACUGAAUACUCAACACCAGAGCUCUAACGUGGGAAAUGGUUCUCCUUUCCCUCUCAAUAAAUAUCUAUUUUUCAUUUUUUUACUUUGUAGUUUAUUUUUUAGUGAAUGUAUUUAAUUUUAUGAAUUAUUUAUGAUUAAACCACAUCCAGAAUCUUCGUUUUCUGUGAAAAGGAAGAACUAGAAAAUUGCUUUAAAUCUUGAAAAUACAACAAGGAAUGUUUUAAAAUAUAAAACAAAGCCAAGUUAAACUGUUUACACUGAUGUGCUAUAAAAGCACCAAAAAGAAACUUUACUGUAGAGUUACAAGUACAUUUAUAUAUAUAUGUUGCUGCAUCACUUGUGUAGUUAAAUUGUAUUUCAAAACAGUGAAAACAUUGACAUGUAUAUACUGUUCAUUCUUGUUUAUAUUAAGUCUUGUUUUAAAUAUGUAUUAUGUGUAUAUAUUGUUUGCAGACAUUAUUGUUCAUGCCUUAGAGGAUUGUAGCAUUUUAUUUUCGUCUGAAGGUAAUGAUAGCUAUACAGUCUGUACAGUAAUUAUCCUCUACCAACACUGUGGCGUCUCCUUAAUCUUGGUAGUGCCUGCCUUUGAAACAGGGUGUAGGGGAUAUUAGUUUUCCAUUUUUCUAUUUUGUUAUAUAAUUUUAAGCCACCAGGGCCUAAAUUAAAGUAUAAUCAUUUGUAUCCAUGUGGAAUAAAAUUGUGACAAUUUCCUACGCACACAGUAUUUUUUCAUAGAAACAUUUCCCUCCCAUUUGCCUUGCCUCAGAAAUAAAUUUAAAAGACAUUUGUAACCACUGUGUUUUAUCUACUGUGUGUUGUGGUGGCCUGUUGGAGGCAAAUAGAUCAGAAUUUUUUUUUUGUACCUAUGUAAGAGUACUUGAAGUUUUAUUUAAAAUAAAAUGUUGUGGAAAAGGUAGCAUUCUUUUUUUUAGGAGUGUUAUUUUUCACUAUGUAUGGCACGGAUACAAUAAAAGGCUUUUACAAACUAA